Molecule: messenger RNA, 2922 nt
Organism: Naegleria fowleri
Lineage: Eukaryota; Heterolobosea; Eutetramitea; Acrasida; Naegleriidae
Exons: 1
Coding region: 1-2922 (973 amino acids)
Molecular function (GO): protein binding
Source: RefSeq, a predicted model, not a curated record
AUGAUUCCACAACCAUCCACAACCGUUCAUCAUACUUUGGAUGAUGAAACGUACUUGUAUCUCUAUGAAAUUGAACGUCGAUAUCAAUAUAAAGGUUGGGAGGUUUCAGUGGGACAACAACAUAUAAAUGCUUCAUCUCGCAUGAGAGUGGGUCCCCUCUCGUUUCUAGACACCGAUGAAGCCAUUCAAAAAAUUGAAACCAAUCAAUCUGAUUUAUUUGUGCUCACCACUUCGGGAAGGCUAUUUCAUUGUGCAAUUACACGCAAGAUUAAUGGCAUUUGUAGAUUAAAUCAUUUCGAAAUUAAAUCGUUGAAGGACAGCAAAGAUGAUGAUCUCAUUGUCGAUGUUAGUUGUGGGUCGGAGCAUACAAUAAUAUUGACAAAGAAUGGAAAGGCAUAUGCCAAAGGAGUAAGUAAUUUUGCAUCAUUAUUGUUGUGUGAAAGAAUGUGUCAAUAUCCAUCUUACACCUAUGAAUAUCAUUACACAUGGGCCUCUUGCAACAAUCCACAAAAGACAAACCAGUAUGGUCAACUUGGAAUGAACGAUUUGUGCCCUCGAACCAAUUUUACAUUGAUUCCUUUUUUUGAAAAAUUUUGCUCCAAGGUUAGAUCUUCCAGAUACAGAACACUUGUGGAUUACCCUAUUGAAGUGGUUUGUGGCAGUUUAUUUACAGUGUUCAAGAUGAAAAGUGGAACGAUUUAUUCAUGUGGAUCAAAUUUCUAUGGCCAAAUCGAUCCCUCUCAAUCAAAAAAUGCAUAUGUCAUGAAACCAACAAGAAUUACUCAUUUUGAAAAGAAAGCAUUGAAAGUAGAUGCAGUGUAUUGUGGAUCAUCAUAUACAGUUUUCUCAGUACAAGGUAAACUUUACAAGUUUGGAACUGACGCCAAAGCUAUCGACAAUAUUACCUUAGCAAGUCCAUUCGAUAACAUUGAAAAAGUGUUUUGUGGCAGAUCCAAUACCGUGCUCAUUUCAAAGUUCAAUAAUAUGAUUAUUAACGAUACUCAGUCACAUCUAGAGAUUCCUUUUCAAAAGGACUCAACGUGUACCUACGAUCCUAUUAGAGGCUUUUUCCCAAAUAUUAUGGGAGAGUAUUUAUUUAACAGGAGAGGUAUAAUAGAAUUAACAAACCCUGAUAAGGCUUAUCUGAGUGUGGAUAAGGACGUGCAAUUUUUUGGAAAGUUUAGUGAAUAUUUAGGAUUUGUUAGCUUAAAGUACAUGGCACCUACUUCCUUCAGAAAAGAAUAUAAUCUUAUUGAUUCAUUGCUGGAGAAAACCAAGAAAUUCAAAUCUUCAACUGAUGUAAUCAAAGUGGGAAAUGGUGAGGUGAUUGCAUUCCUGCCAUUCAUCAAAAAGAAAUAUAUUCCUCUCUAUGAGUUGCUACACAAGAGUAACCUACACGUUUCUGAACAUUCCACUCGUAUUAUACAAAAUUUAGUGGACUAUUGUUUCACAGAAAACACAUCAUUUAUCAGUGAUUACAAUUAUGAAAUGAUUCUAGAGAUUGUUUAUUUUUUGGAAUUGACAUUGUUUAGUCAUGACUUUUUUACUGUACAUUUGCUUUUUGCCAUUCGAAACCAAUUAUCAAACAUUUAUGACAUUGAGAAUUAUGGCCGAGACAAAGAGAAACAAAGCAAAUAUGUAAAGUUGUUACUUGACCAAAACAUUUAUGGCUCAGUUCUUCCUGCAAUGACGGCCAUAAUGAUUCCUGAUCCCGUUAAUAGAGCAGAUACAAAAUACUUAAAGAGAAAUGAUAUUCAAGCCAUUCAAGAUUUGUAUAACAAUGUAGAAACAAGUGAUAUCAUCUUAGUUUUGGAUAGGAAAUGGAUGAAGAAAAUUCAUUGUCACAAAACACUACUAGCGUCUCAAAGCAUGUUCUUUGAAGCCUAUUUCAAUGGACAGUUCUCCGUGUCAAAAGAAAUCAAUGUUUUCACAGACCAAGAGGAUCCUGUUCUAGAAGAUGACUAUGAAGACGAAGAAGAGUCCAACAUCAAAACUCGAUCAUUGGAAAAAGUGUUCAUGAUGUUUUAUGGCAUUCAACCUGAAGUGGAGAAUGAGCUAGUUAUUAGCACAUUGGAUUGUGCUCACAAAUACAGCUGUGAAAGAAUAGUUUCCGAAUGCGUCAAUCUGUUUGAAAGAUCAUUGAACGAAGAAUCUUUUGAAAUGGUAAAAAAUUGGUUAGAUUCCAUCGAUUCCAGCGAACGAACCGACGUACAAAAUCUACUCUUAGCCACCACAACAAAGUGGGACUCCAAACAAUCAAGCAAGCAUUUUGCAUUCAACAACAAGGAACUUAGAGAGAAGAUGAAGCCUUUCAUUGAAAAUUUCGGUGGAUUUGUUGACGACAAGUUUAAUCCUGAUACCACAACCCAUUACAUUUGCUCAGGCUCACCAUCGUUGGAUGAUUUAGGAUUCAUUGCUGCAGUUGUUGGCAAUUGCUCUCUACUCAUGGACUCUUAUAUCACAUCAUGUGUGGAGUGUGGUCAAUUUCUUGAGGAAGAUCCCUAUAUAGUGAAAACUCCUUUGGAUGAAAAAGUUGCACAAUUACUCGCUCUUAAUGAUCGAAACAGAAAGAGUGGUGAAAAAAUGUUCGCGUCACUUCGAUUCCAUCUCGUAUUUAAUAGUACAAUCAAGAAAAGACGCUGGGAGAGAAUACUCAAAAGUGGAGGAGGACAAAUUGCAGAAGAUGACGACAGUAAUCGUUUAGAUUUUUAUGCAACGCAUAUUGUGUGUGACUCGAAAAUGAAACGAAAAACAAAACUUAGAGAUGCUGUUAAAUUUAAAAUGCAAACACCAAUCGUUGUGGAUUGUAAGGAUAUGAUCGAUGUUAUUUUGACAGGAGAUUGGGAAAGUUAUUCCUGUCACGACCUUCUUCGAGAGUCAGAAAAGAAGAAGUCCAAAGGAUCAGAAGAAGAAGAAGAUUAA